This is a messenger RNA of Lontra canadensis (Northern American river otter), 2420 nucleotides long. It is a transcript of the gene SAMD15, whose product is annotated as sterile alpha motif domain containing 15. Bases 246 to 1982 code for a protein of 578 amino acids. The transcript is spliced from 3 exons. The record is from RefSeq and is a predicted model, not a curated record. Gene Ontology annotation, molecular function: protein binding. Lineage: Eukaryota; Metazoa; Chordata; Mammalia; Carnivora; Mustelidae.
UGCGUGCUUUUUGAUCGCAGGUUUUUAGUCACGGUUUGAUAGAACAAACAAAACCUGGGGAAAAUUCAGGAAGACUCGGCCGGAAAUCAUGGUAUCCAUAGAGACGCUAUCGGAAGUUGGGGUUGCUAGGAGGCCUGGGCGCGUCGGCUAACGUGCGUCAUGGCGAAGUCCCAGAGCCUUACGAUUCCGGCCCGGUUGAAGGAGAAGAUCUGGAGUAUGAGGUCGAACUGCCUACAGCUCUUAAAAUGGCUCAAGACCCCGAAGGCGACACCAUGGCAGAGGGAGGCCCGGAGCUGCCUGUAGAGAUUGACCAGGAACCCCAGCCAGAGAUGGAGGAAAAAGAGCUCGAAGUGGGGGCGCCGGAGAAAAUACACCUACACGCAAAACCGACCAGCACGUCCAAGGAGGAGAUUCCCAAGGAGUCCGAGAGAGACCUUCCUAGCGAGACUGAGCCAGGGAUGCCGCAGGAGGCAAAGUCAGAGACAUGGAGAGAGAUGGGAAGAGAGCUUUUCAAGGAUUCCGAGGUCCUUAUGGAUGAUAAAGAGGAGCCAGAUUUAGAGCCACCGGAGGAGGCCAAAUUAGAUGUUACAGAGGACGGACUCACAGAGUCAGAUAAGGAAACAGAUCUGGAGCUUCCAGAGGAGACAGAGUCUGAAAUUUCAGGGGCCUCAUUCAGUGAGUCAAGAUUAGAGUUGCUACAAAAGAACAUACUGGAGGUUCUGGAGGAGUCAUUUAAAAAGCAAUAUGCAGGAAUAGGUCCAGAACCUCCGGAGCAGGCCAAACCUGAAUUUCCAAGUGAGAAACCAAGAAAAUCAGUUGAUGGGGCAGAUCUACAGCCGCCAAGGAUGACCAUUCCAGAGGAAGCACAAAGAAAGUCACCUGAGGAGAAAGGGACAGAGUCACCUGAACAGACUAAACCAAAGUUUCCAAGGGGGAAACGAAGUAAGGCUACUGAGGAGGCAGGUUUACAGCCACCAGAAGAGACUAAACCAGAGAAUCCAGAGGAGGACCAAAGAAAAUCAACUGAGGUGAAAGUUCCAGAGCCACUCGGAGAGACCACAUCAGAAUUUCCUGAGGAAAAAUCAAGAAAAUCAAUUGAGGAAACAGGUUUAGAGCCAUCAGGAAAGACCAAACCAGAAGUUGAAGAGGAGACACUGAAAGAGUCAACUGUGAAGAAAGUUUUAGAACCACUAGAGGACAUUCAACCAUCAGAUCAAAAAGAUAAGUGGAGAAAAUCAACUGAGGAGACAGGACUGGCACCACCACAGAAGUCCCAAUCAGAGGAGACAAUAAGAAAGUUAACAGAGGAGAAUGAUCUAGAGCCAAAGUUUCCAAAGAAAGAACCAAGAAAAUCAACUGAGGAAACAGGUCAAAGGCCACCACAGAAGACCAAACCAGAGGUUCAAGAGAAGACACAAACAGAAGAAACUAAAGAGAAAGAUCUAGAAUUACCAGAUAAAGCCCAACUGCCACUAAGAAUAGUGUCACAUACAGAAUUUUUCAAGGAAGAUAGGCCAAAACCAGUCAAAUUUAAAUAUUCACCAGACAAGGAUAAGCUAGAACACUCUGACUAUGAAACAAGAAAGUGGUCAGUAAAAAAAACCAAGGCUAAAAGAGAGUCCACGUUUGAGUCUCUGAGAGUAAGUAAAGUAGACUCAGUGAGGGAGUGUUUUACCACAAACUUCAUCUGUGGUCGAAAGCUCAUUCACAUAAACUGCUCAAACCUCCCUCAGAUGGGGAUAACAGACUUUGAGGACAUGAAGGCAAUUUCUCGGCAUACACGAGUGCUCCUCGGAAUUGAAGAGCCAUUGUUCAGUCGCACCAUCACCCUGCCCUACAGGGACAAUAUCGGCUUAUUUUUAGAGCGAAAAGGUCACACUGGGGUAAAAUCUGAUUCCUUGACCUUCUCUGAAUUUGUGCAAGCAGAAGGAUUACAGGAUUAUGCUCCAAAAAUAACCACCCCCGAAGAGAAGGAAGCAUAGCAUGACACUGAACUGAAGGGGAAAGCUGUUUCACUUACCUUGGAAGAUCAAACUGAACUACUUGGGGGGAAGAAGUGUGUUCUUUUGGGUUCUCUUCUCUUCUUCAUUAAGGAUUAGAGUUAGAACUUCUGGUUCCACUUCCAGUUCUAUCACCACCUCUCAGCACUUUCUUUUCAUUUGUGUUUCAAGUUAGCCCCAUGUUUAAACAAAGGUAGCAAUAUUUCUCUUUCUGGGUAAUUCUUGAGAAAUUCUAGUAAUGCAUCUGGUCAUAGGAACAUGUUAGAGAAAUGGAAUUAAAAGUAAAAUCUCCCGCCAACCCGAAUAAGGUUCUCCGCAAAUGCAGAAAAAGAAACAGUUGUAUUAUUGAAUCAGCACUAAAUCAGCAGUGUUGGGCAUCACAGGCAAGUUGCUAAAGAUUACGAAGUCAAGGAAAUGACA